Molecule: messenger RNA, 1658 nt
Organism: Fonticula alba
Lineage: Eukaryota; Rotosphaerida; Fonticulaceae
Exons: 6
Coding region: 179-1432 (417 amino acids)
Cellular component (GO): cytosol
Molecular function (GO): 3'-5'-DNA exonuclease activity
Source: RefSeq, a predicted model, not a curated record
CGGCUUCUCUCUUUUUUUGCAGCCCCCAGCUCCUCCUGAUUUCCCUCCGCCGGUCUGCCCGUCUCCCCGACUGAACGGCAGCCGCAUCCGCCUGGCCGUCGAUAUUUUCGCCCUUCCGUCCCUUCGCGAGGUUUCCCGUCACGGGCCUCUGUUCACCCUGGCCGCCUUCCGAAGCAGCAUGUCCUGUCGUCCUUGUGGCCCGGCUUCCGAUCAGCCCCCCCGGGGGCGCACCCAUUCCACCCAGGCGCCAGAUCAAGCGAGCCCCCUCUUGCGGUCGUCCCUCCCCUUUCCCCCGGCCAAGCAGGGCAUCAAGAUGAUUGACAUUGGUAUCAAUCUUUGCGACCAGCAGUACCGCGGCAUGAAUCGAGGCCGCCAACAGCGCCCGGGCGACCUGCCGGUGAUGCUCCAACGCGGCUGGGACGCCGGCGUCGACCGGGCGUAUGCCACGGCCGGCAGUCUGCGCGAUCUGCUGACCUCGCUGCGCAUUUGCGUCGACGAGCCUCGUCUGAUGACCACGGCCGGCGUGCACCCAAGCAGCUCCAAAGAUGCGGUGGCCGCCCGGCCGGACAUGCGCUCGGGCAAGCCCGAGACCUACGAGGGUCUGUUUCCCGGGCACUACGAUGUCAGCCUGCUGGCCCCGUACGCGCGCAUUGAGCAAGAGAGCGGCCAUGCCCGUAUGAACAACUACUUUCGCGCCUUGGACGCCCUGCUGGCCGCGGACCAGGAGCAAAUGGCUCAUUCUCUGGCAAACGGCCUGCCAGCCCACCGGAAGAUCAUCGCCGUCGGCGAGUGUGGCCUUGACUACGAUCGCCUGCGCCACACGACCAAGAACAUCCAGAAGGACGUCUUCAUGCGGCACUUUGACCUGUCGGAAAAGUAUCGACUGCCGAUGUUUCUUCACAGCCGCAACUCCUGCGAUGACUUCCUCUCGAUCAUGAAGCAGAACCUCCACCGGGUCCCGGGUGGCGGUGUGGUCCAUUCCUUCACCGGGUCUUGGGAGGAGGCCAAGCAGCUGAUCGAGCUUGGGCUCUUCCUCGGCGUGAAUGGCUGCUCCCUCAAGACCGAGGACAACCUCCAAACGGUGCGGCGCAUUCCGCUUGAACUGCUGCUGCUGGAAACCGAUGGCCCUUGGUGCAUGAUUCGUCGGUCGCAUGCGGGGUACCAUUUGAUUCGCUCCCACUAUCCCCAAACCCGACCGGAAUCCGCCACACAUCCGCUGUCCGUGGUUCGCGAUCGAGUGGAGCUGGUCCACAUGAACCCGGUCCUGGAGGUUGUCACGGCCAUCCGCCAUCCGGAUGGGCCGGAGGCCUACCAGCUCCUGUCGGACGAGGAGAAGGACGCCGCCGAGCGGGCCCUCGCGCACCAGGUCUUCCUCAACACCCUGCGCCUGUUCCACCCGGAGGAGUAUGCGACUCAUGCAUCUGCGCAGUGAGGCCCUGGGGAAUGGCGCGGGGCACAGGACAAGCGUGCCCCAUGUGCGCGGACCCCCGCUCCGCGCGCGGACUUACCUCUACUCGGCCCUCCUCCCCUGGCUUCUUGCCUCCUCGCUGCGCGCACCCACCCACACCCACACACACACGCACACGCACGCACGCACAUGUGCGUGCAUUGCCCAGGUUGACGGGGAGGCCAAUAGACGCCAGAGGGUGACUGAAAGA